Molecule: messenger RNA, 786 nt
Organism: Solanum verrucosum
Lineage: Eukaryota; Viridiplantae; Streptophyta; Magnoliopsida; Solanales; Solanaceae
Product: F-box/kelch-repeat protein At3g06240-like
Exons: 2
Coding region: 1-786 (261 amino acids)
Source: RefSeq, a predicted model, not a curated record
AUGGAGAAAUCGGUGGCAUUUCAAGAAAGAGAAAAUUUGAAAUUCUUGAUCAACCCCACUACCUUAAAGCACCAUCAAAUUCCAAGUUUUGAUUUGGUUCUUCCUCUGCAAGGUAGCUGUUACAUGUAUGGUUUAGGGUAUAAUGUUGUUAGUGAUGACUAUAAGGUGGUUGCUCUUUCUUAUUAUUGUUAUAAUCAAUUUAGGAUUGCCACUUGUGUGGAUAUCAACUCUGUGAGAAAGGGCCUUUGGGAGAAACUUGAGAAUUCUCCUUAUGAUCAUUCACAUACUGACAGUGUUUCUGGGGUUUUGGUUAAUGGGGCUUUGCAUUGGUUGACUCAUAGAAUUCCUGAAUAUUCAUCUGCAAUUGUUGGUUUCAAUUUAAGUGUCGAUAAAUUCUCGGAGGUACCAGGUCCUACUGAUCUUCAGGAUUAUUGCUUUAUGUGUAAACUUGCAGCUCUUAAAGGGUAUCUUUGUAUAUCCACCAUUUUAUCCCCAUCAAUGGACAAAAUUAUAUUUUGGAUCAUGAAAGAGUAUGGGGUUAAGGAAUCUUGGACAAAAUUUGAGAUUAAAGGUCCGAAUUUGAAUGUUUGUCUUGGUAAACUAUUGUGUUCCAUCGGUGAUGAUGAUGAUGUUUUAUUGGAUGUUAAUGAAGAAUUGGUUAUCUACAAUAUGACAGAGAAUUGGUGUAAGGAUCUGUUGCUUGAUGUAAAUCAUAUUAGCUAUGAAGGUCGAACCUUUGUUGAUAGCCUAGUCUCACCUUACUUUGGCAGAGAAACAGAGGGUUAG